GAGAAGACUACAACUCCCAUGGUGCCACAGAUUAAACCAGGAUUUGCGGCACCACGAGCCUCGCAGGUGACGUACAGCAGAGAGCAGCAGAGCCGAGAACAGCACAGCAUGAUGAGUAACGAUCCCGGAAGUUUUUUGCAACAGCUGAGGCAGAUUGUCAGCAGGAUGGGGUCUGGCCCACGAGGGACAAGGCUGGGUGUGAAGCUGCUCAUUGGAGCCGGCGCUCUUGCCUUUGGGUUCAAAGAAGCCACAUACACAGUGGAGGGUGGCCAGAGAGCCGUUAUCUUCAACAGAAUUGGAGGGAUGCAGAUGGACACUGUGCUAGCAGAAGGAUUGCACUUCAGAUUGCCGUGGUUCCAGUACCCCAUCAUCUAUGAUAUUCGAGUUAGGCCCAGGAAGAUUUCAUCCCUCACUGGAAGCAAAGAUCUUCAGAUGGUAAACAUUGGUCUUCGUGUGCUGUCUCGACCCAUUGCCUCCAAAUUGCCAAUCAUGUACCAGCAGCUGGGGAAAGACUAUGAUGAGCGUGUGCUUCCUUCUAUUGUCAAUGAGGUGUUGAAGAGUGUGGUGGCCAAGUUCAAUGCCUCCCAACUGAUCACACAGAGAGCUCAGGUGUCACUACUCAUAAGGCGAGAUCUAAUCGAAAGAGCUAAAGACUUUAACAUCAUCCUGGAUGACGUGGCCAUCACAGAGCUCAGCUUCAGCAAAGAGUACACCGCUGCUGUGGAGGCCAAACAAGUCGCCCAGCAGGAGGCCCAAAGGGCUCAGUUCUAUGUAGAGAAGGCCAAACAAGACCAGAGACAGAAGAUUAUACAGGCUGAGGGUGAAGCUGAGGCUGCUAAAAUGUUGGGUCAAGCUGUUAUGAAGAACCCUGGUUACCUAAAACUCAGACGUAUCAGAGCAGCCCAAAAUAUUGCCAAAACGGUGGCAGCUUCUCAGAACAAGGUGUACCUGAGUGCAGACAGCCUCAUUUUGAACCUCCAGGACCGUUCUUUCAACAAGCCGUCACUGGGGAAAUGAGGAGCAUCAUCCAUCAAGAACAUAUGCAUUCUAUAUGUUAGCAGUGUUUGCUGAGCAACUAUAUUUAUGCUACUUUCCUAAACGUGAUUGUGAGCAGAGCCCCUCUCACAGCACAGUUCUGCUAGGGCUCAGAUAAGACAUGGGUCCGGCAGCCUUACAUAUUCACAUGUACCUGUUUAUACAUAGUGAUUCAGUCAUUCAGGACUAUUUUCUGGCACAUUCAGCUCAACAGUUUGAUUUUUGGUAUUAGAUAGCUUUAAAUACUAAUGGUGAUCACAAAAUAUACACUGGAAAUGAUAAAUGGUAACUUGUUCAUGUAUUCCUGAAUGUCACUAAAAAGACACACAAAUAAGAUUCUGACUAGGGCCAGUAACUAAAAAGCUUAUUGCUGAUUGUUUGCAGAACAUAAUGCUUUGUUUUUUUUCCAUUUUUUAUUAUUAUUACUAUAAUCAUUUAAUUUUCUAAAUUUCUCCAUCUUCAUUUCCACUUUAUAAAGUGCUUGUUGACAGAUACUAAAGUGCUUACAGAGAGAUUGAUUAAAUUAUGUGUUUUCAAAAACUA
Molecule: messenger RNA, 1578 nt
Organism: Carassius carassius (crucian carp)
Lineage: Eukaryota; Metazoa; Chordata; Actinopteri; Cypriniformes; Cyprinidae
Product: prohibitin-2-like
Exons: 10
Coding region: 19-1017 (332 amino acids)
Biological process (GO): mitochondrion organization
Cellular component (GO): mitochondrion; membrane
Source: RefSeq, a predicted model, not a curated record